CGGGGGUACCGUGCAAUCGUGAAUAUGUCACACGAAUAUUGGAAAGUACAGUUGAGGACGCGCCUUGUGUUGUGUUCGUGUAAAGUAACCUGCACGCGUUGCUCACGAGCUAUGAGCUAUGACGUAUACUGAUUUAUGUAGGCGGUCGAAAUGCUGAUGGAGAAAGACACGGUGAAGGAUGGGCUGUACUUCCGAACGGUGAUUUCUACCAGGGCUGUUAUUGUAGGGGAAUGAGAAGUGGAAAAGGUCUUUAUGUCUUUAAAAAUGCUGCAAGAUACGAAGGUGAAUGGAGAAAAGCUAUGAAGUAUGGGGUUGGGCAGAUGACCUACCCAGAUGGUUCACGAUACGAAGGUGAUUGGCGACACGAUUUGAAGCAAGGUUUUGGCGCAUAUUACUAUCCGAAUGGAGAUAUUUAUGAGGGAGCUUGGUUUAAAGGAAAACGACAUGGACUAGGGACCUAUUUCUUUUCAGAAUACCAGAUAAAAUUUAUGGGCACUUGGGUAGAAGGAGUAAUUGAAGGCCCUGGUCAAAUUAUUUACCCGCGUGUUCGAUAUCACGGGUCGUGGCUAAAGGGAAAACCAAAGGGUCCAGGAUGCUUUGUGUUUGACACAAACUGUAUGCAGCAUGGGUUUUAUCUACUCAUGAAAGACCCAGCUUUAGAGGAGUUUGGUGAGGGAGAAGAGGAGAAGGAAGAGAAGGAAGUUAAAGAGGAGAGGUUGGAAGAAGGGGAGGAAGAACUUGAAAUCGAUGAGACGUUGGGUAAAAUUUCAGUUUGGCGCGCUCGCAACGUCACGGCGUACAUGGCGGAAUUCUUACCACCCGAACCAGUGCCAUUGCCAGUACAUGACUCAAUACCAUCUUUGACUGAAGAGAGUAUUGAAACUGAUAUAAUACAGUUUGAAUUACCCUCCGUUGUUGGAGAGGAAGAAGGUGCAGAUGACAAUGACUCUUGGCUUUUGCAUAGACAAAAGUUCCUUGAGGAAACUCAGCAAAAGGAAUAGUUUUUGCGAGAUUAUUAUUAUAUAAAACAUAUUUCAAUCAAUUAUUGAUUGUU
Messenger RNA from Zerene cesonia (dogface butterfly), 1054 nucleotides. RefSeq names its product radial spoke head 1 homolog (gene Rsph1). The coding region runs from base 231 to 1001 and encodes 256 amino acids. The transcript has 5 exons. Gene Ontology annotation, cellular component: nucleus; motile cilium. Gene Ontology annotation, biological process: spermatid development; axoneme assembly. The record is from RefSeq and is a predicted model, not a curated record. Lineage: Eukaryota; Metazoa; Arthropoda; Insecta; Lepidoptera; Pieridae.